CAGUGCUGAUGACUGAGCACUAGUCAGAACAGUGAUUUGUCAUCAUCGGUUGGCUCUCUGAGAACUGAGUUUCAGAAAGAAAGGUGCCCGAUUUGAGUGACUCUCCAAAGAGUUGAACUAUGAAGCAGAAACAAAAAAGAAAACAUCUGGAAAGUGCAUACUCCCUUCAGACUGCAAAGAUGUCAAGAGGAAAAUUGAAUUUACAAAAUGAUGCUCUGCUGUGUGGACACGAGGUGCUGGCCCCGAGUCAAGAUGAGAAAGCAGGGGAGGCUUCCUCCUCUUCCUCAGAUUACUUCUCCUGCAUCUCAUCUGCAGACAAGCUCACUGGUGCUGGAAUCUCAAACCUACACAAAUAUGGUCCACAAUCUGAGUACUCUUUGGAGGACAAUACCCGGGGCCAUGAGGCAAGAGACUCGUCCUCUGAAUUAGAAUACUUCUCCUGUGAUUCCUCUCUGUACAUGCUGUCUUAUUCUGAAUUCUGGAAGUCACAAGAGGAUGCUCCUGAGACAUGUGUGGUGGUCCCAGUCUGGAGUCAGGCAGCAGAAGAGAAUCCCUCUGCCUCAGAGUAUUUCUCCUGUGUCUCCUCUGCACGCAAGCUCUUUCUUGCUGAUGAGGAUGCCAACAGGUCCUUUAUGUCCCCAGUACAUAUGAAAAAGGAAACAGCCAUGAAAAUUUACUACACAUAUGUCCAAAUGAAAAGGGGUGUGGCUGUCUUAUGGGAUAGAGAGAAAGAACUGGAGCCCCCACGAAAGAAGAUAAGAAUAGAAGAAAUGACCUUUCCUGAGAAGAUCCAUAGAGAAGUUACCCCUUCUCUCAGGUCUGUGAAAGAACUCCUAACUGACAGUGAGUCCAACCUGGACAGCAAAGCCCAAGAGGAAAGGGAAGGGGCUGAUAGCCUGACAGAGCCUCCAGUUCUGGAGGAGAGUUCCAGGGCCAGGACACCUGAAUGGCUGGUGGCCCUGGACAGUGGCUUCAGGUGCAUGGCCUGCUGCCGGGUCUUCCCCAGUGUGGAGGCCCUUCAGAAGCAUGUGGAGCAUGGAGUGAAUGAGGGCUUUAGCUGCCAUGCUUUCCAUCUUGCCAGGGCCUGGCUAAAGAGCAAAAGAAACAGGAAAGGGAAGAGAAAGAGGAGGAAGAUGAAGAAAAUCAAGACAAUGGCAUACAAUAAGGAAAAACAUAUUGACCUGAAAACGACAUCCUCACACAAACAAAUGGACUGUGUUAUCAGCCCCUAAAAGAAAGGAAUUGAGGCAGUCCAGACUCUAUUGAGGAAGCUUCAUCUUCUAUAAGCAGCUGUAGAACCUGCCUUUGUUUACAUAUACCUACCACCAUCACCACUCCCACCACACCACCAGUAAGAUCAGAGAAUCCCUUUUAAUAAUAUCCACUGCUCUCCCCAGAAGGAAGGAGAAGAUGGCAGACUACACCACACAGAAGAGUAAUAUGUCCUUAUACAAACUAAAGAACAAUGAACACCAGUGUAUCAUCUCCAGCACUAGAGUUGAGAAAAGGAGAUUCACUGGAAGUAGAAACUGCUGUGGGCUGGACUGUAGAAGAGGUGAGGGCUCCAUGGGUAGGAAAGUACCCCCAAAUACUUGGGAUUCAGAGUUCUAAGAAUAGGGGAGGGGAUCAAUAUCAGGGAACUUCAUAACAGAUACCUCCCAAAGUUUAGUAACCCUCUGGUGAAGAAUUUCUUUCAGAAGAAUACAUACACAGAAACGAAACAUUUGAUUGAUGACAAAAUAAGAGAAUGGGUCCUGCCCACAUCUUGUGAGGGAUCAGGAGCAAAGACCUGCCUGGCAAUUUGGCUGAGCCAAGGAGAUUCACAGCCCUUCUAGGUUUAUUCUUUGGCCUGUCUCCUGUCCAAGAGGCACAGGGCAAGGCGGAGGCAGGGCUCUGUCCCCAAGGAAGGGUUGAUGUGCAGGCCAACCAUAGUCCUGUCCUUUCCCUAAAUGUGGCUGAGAUCUUGGCCCUUGUGAUUUUCAUACCUAGGGGGAGACAACUGAGGUGUGUUCACCAUUCACAAGCCACAAGGAGUGGAUUCCUUUUUUUUCCUCCCUAGGAAAAAUUUUUCAUAGUAUGUACUAGAAGCCAGGAGUAAAGGCCAUUUCCUCAAAGGCAUCAAGUGUAACUGGGAAAUGUGGGAGAUAUAGAGGCUACCGUCUGUCAUAGGUCCUUUCUGUAAACUUUCAAUAUGAUUCGCUUCAUAGAGGACCCUCAUGGACUUUUAUGAAACUUCACAGUUCUCACAUCUUUCCUUUCUUUUUGUUACAGCUUCAAGUGUCUUAUUCUAAGUGAACAGCAGAGAGGAGAACAGACAAAGCUGCAAAGACUUUUGCAGAGCUAGGGUCAUACUGCAAUAAAUAAAUAUGUCUUUUAUAGGUAAUGGACAAAUGAAAGGCUCAUCUCCUAUGCCCCAGAACUCACAGAUAUAAUGAAACCUGAAAAUUGCCCUGAGUUUUCUAAAUAAUGCAGGAAAUCCCGAGAGUGGCUCAGCACUUCUUACUACAAUAAGAAAAGCUGCCUUCCUCAAUUGAAUGUAUUCGUCUCUGUGUUUCGGUUUAGUUCAGAGUGUAAGUUCUGUAUCAUUCCACAUGGGUGCGGGUUACAGUGUCAGUGCAAUUUACAAAGCUUUUGUUAUCCUUCUUUGGAGCCAUCCUGAACAUGUGCCACUCUUGAGGUAGUCAGGGACUUGGCACAAAAUGGAUACACAAAAUAGUUUUCCAGUCAUUUUCAAUUUUUAAUGCAGCUCAUUUGAAGCUUAAUUAUAUGGAAGUAUUAGGUUUUGGAAGUCUCCUUAUUAAAUACAAUGCUAUGUAUAUUAACCUUAUCGCACACUAACUGACGUGUUUCUUUAGGGACUGAGCUAGCUUCUUGUCUUCGGCAAAGUGAUAUAUACCACUGAGGUCUACAGUGGAUUUCGUUAAAUGGAAAAGAAAAUAAACUUUUUUACCUGCUACUGAUUUUAUUUUUGGAAUUUACUAUUAAUUCUUGUUUUCUAUAUACUGACUACUAAGUCUAAUAUUUGUAUGGAUUUUAUUAACCUUGAUUUU
Microcebus murinus (gray mouse lemur) is the source of this 3050-nucleotide messenger RNA. The record is from RefSeq and is a predicted model, not a curated record. Lineage: Eukaryota; Metazoa; Chordata; Mammalia; Primates; Cheirogaleidae.